This is a messenger RNA of Sitodiplosis mosellana (orange wheat blossom midge), 1531 nucleotides long. Its product is annotated as caspase-1-like. The transcript is spliced from 3 exons. NCBI's taxonomy places the organism in Eukaryota, Metazoa, Arthropoda, Insecta, Diptera, Cecidomyiidae. Bases 187 to 1245 code for a protein of 352 amino acids. Gene Ontology annotation, biological process: proteolysis; apoptotic process. Gene Ontology annotation, cellular component: cytoplasm. The record is from RefSeq and is a predicted model, not a curated record.
UAUUCCAUUGGUUGGAUUGAGAGUGACUCAGAUCAUCUAUGUGCUAGGAUGGUGGGUUAUAUUUGUUGAUCAUGAACUAGUUGAGUUGCAGUGGCUGUGACAGAACUACCUCAUAGCCGCUGACAUAGAUAUCAUCGAAGCAAAAAAUUGUUUUCACUGAGUUUGAAUUUAAAAACAUCACAAAAUAUGGGUAAUUUCCUCACACAAUGUGUGAGCUCAGGAGAGCGGGUGAACCGAACUGCAAAAAGAAAACCAGAUAAAACGAAGCCAAAGAACGAUGACGCAAUCAAGCACAAACCUCCGGCGACACAAACAAAGAAUAACAUUCCGAAACCAAGCACACAGUCGACGGUCACCAUGGCGGAAAGACCGAUUGCACCACGUCGACCAAUAGAGUAUUACUAUAAAAUGGAUCACAGAAACCGUGGAAUAGCGUUGAUAUUCAACCAUGAAACAUUCUAUGACUUUGAUUUGUCAAUCAGGAAAGGCACAAAUGUUGAUCGCGAUCGAUUGGAGCACACAUUUACCGAUCUCGGUUUCGAUGUUCGAAUUCAUGACAACAAAACGGAAGCACAGAUAAAGGGUAUUUUGCAAGAAGUUGCUGAUAUGGAUCAUACUGACAACGAUUGCUUAGCGGUUAUGAUAAUGUCACACGGUGAACUAGUGCCAUUCGUUGAUUACACAACGGGUGAAGAGAGUAAUACGAUACUGUCCCAUGAUUUGAUGGGGUAUAUACAUGCAAGAGAUAAAAAAUAUCCGUUGCAAACGAUCUGGAAAGACUUCACUGAUGAACGCUGUCCAUCGUUGAAAAAUAAACCGCGAAUAUUCAUCAUACAAGCUUGUCAAGGUGAUAAAACCGAUGAAGGCUUCAAAAUGAUCGGCAAACGAAACCUCGGCCGAAGAGUUGAAACGGACGGAAUACCUUUUGAACCGCUGAAACUAAAGCCAAUAUUGCCACAACAUGACUUUAUUGUAGCUUAUGCAACAUUGCCUGGAUUCUACUCGUUCCGUAACACCGAAAAUGGGUCGUGGUUCGUUCAAUCGCUUUGCAAUGAAAUUAAAGAACGAAAGAGUAAUUAUGAUCUUCUGAAAAUAUUUACAUUCGUCAAUCAAACGGUGGCUUAUGACUAUGAAUCGAACGCAGAAUAUUCCGAACUAGAUCAAAAGAAACAAAUGCCAUGCAUUAUGACAAUGCUCACAAAGUUACUGCUGUUUCCAAAGAAGGAGAUUGUGUAUUAUGAUUAAGCGUGUUCAAUCACAAGUGUUUUUUUUUAAUUCAGAGUUUUAUAUUUCAUUGAAGAUGCAUUUAUUUUCAUAUACUCUUCAUAUUUUGUUAUUAUUACUAAUUAAUGAGACCAUGUAUUAUUGAGAUAUUCAGUUUUUUACAAUUUUAUUAGUCGAUAAGUUAAAUCAAGAGUAUGCAAUAAGUUGAUAAAUAAUGAAUGAUAAAAUUGCAAUAAUCCAAGCCCUUUGGGAUAGGUAAAAAGGACAAAAUAAAUAUCCCUCAAGGCAAAGCCCGUCCGAAUAUAAA